This is a messenger RNA of Diabrotica virgifera virgifera (western corn rootworm), 12082 nucleotides long. It is a transcript of the gene AP-1gamma, whose product is annotated as AP-1 complex subunit gamma-1. Gene Ontology annotation, biological process: receptor-mediated endocytosis; intracellular protein transport; Golgi to vacuole transport. The transcript has 16 exons. Gene Ontology annotation, molecular function: clathrin-cargo adaptor activity. NCBI's taxonomy places the organism in Eukaryota, Metazoa, Arthropoda, Insecta, Coleoptera, Chrysomelidae. Gene Ontology annotation, cellular component: membrane coat; Golgi apparatus; AP-1 adaptor complex. The coding region runs from base 555 to 3149 and encodes 864 amino acids. The record is from RefSeq and is a predicted model, not a curated record.
AUGAACAUCUUCUACUCUGUCAUAAAUUUAUCUCGUUUGCAUAAGAUUUAUCUCAGUUUAAUAUUUGCGGAACAAACUUUACGAGUUUUUGCAACGGUUUUCAAUAUGUUGUUGGCUCCUGAUGAAUUAAACAUUAAACAUUGGCCAUCAAAGGAUCCAAGUAGGCUCAGUGCUACGUCAUCGCUGUCCACAUCACAAACUCGUGACGUCACAGAGUGCCGGCCAUAUUGCCAAUGCCGAAUGUCAAAUCAGUGGGAUGGUCUAAAAAAUAAUCUAAUUGUUUAUAUUAGUUUUUAACAAUAUUUAAGUUUUAAUAUCGCGGCUGGACGGUUAUGUGUGAUAUUCCAAAAAAUAAACUGUGCAGCUAUUAUCUUUUCGUCGAUUUUUAAUGUCAUCUGUCAAACUGUAAGGUGUUAAAAACAGUUCUUUUUAGUGUCAACUGCCUAAUAUAAAUUGUUGUUAACGUUGCAAUGGACAUUGCGUGAAUUAUACGUGUGUGAUAUUAACAGACUUUAACCUGAAUUUCUGUGUUGUGUCCAGACUAAAUAAUCACCAUGAAUGCUUCAGAGCAUGGAUUUAAUCCUGCUUUUAACAUGGCCACAAUUAAACAAGUUGUUAAUGAGGCUAUUGAAAGAGUUCGAAUGCCGACUCCUAUGCGACUGAGGGACUUAAUUAGGCAGAUAAGAGCAGCAAGGACUGCUGCUGAAGAACGUAGUGUUGUUAAUAAAGAAUGUGCCUACAUUAGAUCGACAUUUCGAGAGGAGGAUUCAGUAUGGAGGUGCCGAAACAUUGCAAAACUCUUGUACAUCCACAUGCUAGGAUAUAAAGCACAUUUUGGUCAAUUAGAAUGUUUAAAAUUAAUAGCAAGCUCAAGAUUUACUGAUAAAAGGAUUGGUUAUUUGGGUGCGAUGUUACUGUUAGAUGAACGUCAGGAUGUGCAUUUAUUGAUAACAAAUUGCCUUAAAAAUGACUUGAAUUCGGCUACACAAUUCGUUGUUGGAUUGGCGCUUUGUACAUUGGGAGCCAUCGCUUCCCCUGAAAUGGCUAGAGAUCUGGCGGGAGAAAUUGAGAGGUUAAUGAAAUCGCCUAACGCCUAUAUUCGCAAGAAAGCAGCUCUAUGUGCAUUCCGCAUCAUCAAAAGGGUACCUGAAUUAAUGGAGAUCUUUUUGCCAGCCACGAGAAGCCUUCUUUCUGAAAAAAAUCACGGUGUAUUAAUAACAGGAGUGACACUCAUAACAGAAAUGUGUGAAAAUAGUCCUGAUACUUUGAAUCAUUUUAAAAAGAUCGUGCCAAAUCUUGUAAGGAUUUUAAAGAAUUUGAUUCUGGCAGGGUAUUCCCCGGAACAUGAUGUUUCUGGUGUUAGUGACCCAUUUUUACAGGUAAAAAUAUUGAAGCUUCUACGAGUAUUGGGAAUCAACGAUGUAGAUGCCUCAGAAGCUAUGAACGAUAUCUUAGCACAAGUAGCUACCAAUACAGAAACCAGUAAGAAUGUGGGCAAUACAAUUUUAUAUGAAACUGUUUUAUCAAUAAUGGACAUCAAAUCCGAAGGAGGUCUGAGAGUGUUAGCCGUCAAUAUUCUUGGAAGAUUUUUGUUAAAUAACGAUAAAAAUAUACGAUACGUAGCUUUAAAUACUCUACUGAGGACGGUUCAUGUAGACACAUCUGCAGUUCAGCGACAUCGGUCCACAAUCUUAGAAUGCUUGAAAGAUCCCGACGUCUCGAUACGAAGAAGGGCGAUGGAAUUGUCGUUCGCCUUGGUCAAUUCUCAGAAUAUUCGGACGAUGAUGAAGGAGCUAUUAACGUUUUUGGAAAAGACAGAUCCAGAGUUUAAAGCCCAGUGUUCCAGUUCCAUAGUAUUAGCGGCAGAGAGAUAUUCGCCGAAUAAAAGGUGGCAUUUGGACACUCUUUUAAAAGUUUUAGUAGCGGCUGGUAACUAUGUUCGAGACGAUGUCAUCAGUUCAACUAUCCAGUUAAUUUCUGACAGCACUAGUCAGCAGGCCUAUGUCAGUAUUCAGUUAUUUAAAGCGCUCUCAGAAGACCUUCAGAACAGACAGCCUUUGACUCAGGUAGCAGUUUGGGCGAUAGGAGAGUACGGUGAUUUACUGCUUCAAGGAACUCAAGAUGAUGAAAAUGGUGUAACGGUUCCAACAGAAGAAGAGGUCAUAGAGGUGUAUCAAAGACUGUUAUGGUCUACUCAGAACACUGUCAUGACUAAACAAUAUACCCUUAUGAGUUUGAUGAAAUUGAGCACUAGAUUUAAUUCUACUCACAAUAAAAUUCAGCAAAUCAUCAGUUCUUUCUGUUCGAGUUUGCACGUAGAACUGCAACAAAGGGGCGUCGAGUAUUCUCAACUUUUCGGUAAAUAUUCACAUUUGAGACCGGCUUUGUUGGAAAGAAUGCCUCCGAUGGAGAUAACACGGACGCAAACAGAGAAUCAAACAAAUGGAGACAUUAGCGAUUCUGAACCAAGAUCUAAUGAAGAUAGUCCUCAACAUAAUGUAAAUAGUGAUUCUAAUGCCUUAUUGGACCUGUUGGGUGGAGACAGCGGUACAGAUCUAGAUAUAAUAAAGCCGAAUUCGCAGCCUAUCACCACGUCUCUUUCAAACACUAACAACCAGGAUCUCUUAGACUUAUUAGGCCUCGGUCCCAUUUCAUCUACACCAACAACGGAUACAGGUGGCAACAAUAUGGGUUUGAUCAUGGAGAAUAAUAAUAGCAAUGUAUUAAUUAGUAAUCAGAAUUCGAAUUUCUUAUCCGGAGAUCUGUUCGGUGAUAGUAAUACAAGUACAGAAAGGAACGUGCCUACAGUAACUGCCUAUCAAAAAGAUGGAUUAAAAAUAAUAUUUUCUCUAGAAAAAAUACCAGAUAGUAACACUUUAUCUAUAAAUGUCGCUACGACAAAUUGUACGGUAUCCACAAUGACUGACUAUAUAUUCCAAGUAGCUGUUCCUAGGUCAUUCCAGUUACAAAUGUUUUCACCAUCUGGUACGGUGUUGGCACCUAACGGCCAAGUAACGCAAGAUUUUAGGGUAACUAAUCCAAGUAAGGCUGCGUUAAGAAUUAAAGUUCGCCUGUCUUACAUGAUCGAUGGCAAUCCUGUCCAGGAUGAAACAGAAGUUAACAGCUUUCCCGAAAACAUUUGGGAUUGACGGAUAAAAUAUGGCUGAAGCAAUCUAAGGGAAAUCCCAUCUUGUUGAAUAUUUAUAUUUAUAUUAAAGUUUUAAGUCUAUUUUUACUAUAGACUUUCGUAUACAGAGUAAAUCAACUUGAAAAUCGAAAGGUGUUAAAAAUGUUUGUUACUAUUAGCAGAAUCAAUUUUGCAGUUUACUGUAUAUUUACUAUUUAGCUUGGAGUACUUCUGUAAUGUUGAUAUACUACAUUUUUGUUUUUGUUGUAAAUAAUAAAUUUUUUAUUAUUGUUAGACUUAUCGCUGCACUCUUUGAAAACCUGUCAAAAUAUGAAGAACAUAAUUUCACUACUGUCAGAAAAGGACAGUACAGGACAUGAUAACUAUUAUAUCGGAUAAGGAAGAUAGUAAAUCAACUUAACCCACCUAUUGUUAACGUAGAUUCUCCACAGACCCGAAUAAUUGCAGACUACACUGCUAUACUUCGCAACUGCACUCUGGCACUAUUACUCUGGUAUCAGAUAAUAAACGAAACUACCUCUCUCUCUGUGGAAUCAACACAAAUUGAUGAAAACAUAUACCGGGUGGUGAAGGGGAAAACGGGCCAUAGGAAACUCAAUGUAAAAUCCUAAACUGUUGAAUUCCUGCUUCCCUAAUUAUUUUACAUAAAAAAAAUUAAAAACUAUUUGUAGAGGAUUGAAUUCUGUAUUGAAAACAACUGUUAAAAUUGUUCUACGAAUUAAACAUAUUCCAAAAUUUUGUAAAAAUGUAAUACAUUUUUCAGUUUUUCAGCCCAAAAUUAGGCCACACACAGUGCAAUAAUGUGUCACAAUGAAGUUAUUAUUUUCACUUUUUUGAACUGUCAAUAUUUUUAUUUUAUCAUCUAUUGUUUAAAAACAAUACAGUUGAUAAGAUACCCUCAGUUGCGGAGAAAGUAUUAAUAAUAAAGAUUUUUUAAUUCAGUCAAUGGUGUGAGCACUGUCAGUUAAAAAGUAACGUGUGGCCUAACUUUUACACACAUAUCUACUGGGGCAAAUGUAUUAUAUUUUUCAAAAUUUUGGAAUGCGUUUAAAUCGUAGAGCAAUUUUAACUUUUCAUUUUAAUACAGAUUUCAAUCCUCUACAAAUAUUCUCUCAUGACUUUUAAUGUAAAAUAAUUAGGGAAGCAGGAAUUCAACAGUUUAGAAUUUUACAUUGAGUUUCCUAUGGCCCGUUUUAUGAUUCACCACCCGGUAUAUAAACUAACCUUUGCUCCAAAGAGUAAAGACGCAUAUUAACGUAAUUCUUGAACGUUAAUCAUAUUAACGUAAUUAUUGAAUUCAAAGGGACAUAUUAUUAAAAGAAUUACGACAGAUCAAUUACUACUUGAUAUUACUUAACCACUUCCAAUCCUAAUCAUAUUUGUCUCUCCUUCGCUUGUAACAGAUGUGAUGAUAAUUUGGUUCAAACAUCAUACCAUACAAUACCAUAUCAUACCAUACCAAUAUUUUCUGGCUUGAAAAAAUACUUGAAUCAUCAUUCAUAAUUUACUUGAAUUAUUUGACAGUAUGGUCGAAAUACGAUCAGAAAAGGUAACACACUGUCACAAUUAUUCUUUACCGAUUUACUUGCUCAUUGGCCAUAUCUCAUUAGCUUCACAUAAAUCGCUCAAUUUGAUCCUACAAAGGCAUCUGCCAUUUUAAGCUGGCUUUUGUUAUGCCCUACUACCACAAUACUGUUCUUCUGGUGCCGUACGCUAUGCAGAGUGUAGGCGUUCAUAGCUAGUUGGAUUUUGUGUAGGGAACCUUCUUAUAUUGCUUUUGUGUCUGAACCAUGAGUGUCGUUUGCGACCUGGUCCCCUCCUGCCUUCAGUUUUGCUCAUUAUUGACCCACGGAAUUUUAAGCAACCUUCUGAAACACCACAUUUCGAACGCUUCAACACUUAAAGUGACCAGGUGUGGAUGCAGUACAUGAUUAUUGCCAUGUGUAGCAUUUUAGGUUAUACAGUGGAAAAUGGAAGUAAAAAGAGGACCGGGAAGACGACGCAUGUCCUGGUUGAAAAAUUUAAAGCAAUGGAGUGGAAAAACAACAAUAUAACUCUUCAGGGCUGCUGCAGAGUAAAAUGGACCGUAAUGAUUGCUAAUGUCCUUAAAGGAUGAGGCACGCGAAGAAGAGGAAUUUUAAGACGCGAAUACGAAGAUCUCAAGGAGUUUCGCGCUGACAAAGGUAGUUUAUUAAAUCUAGUAAAACUAUUUUUAGCUGUUGCUACCUUCACUAUCUUCACUUCUAUUCGCAGUCCUACUUACUAUUUAACGUAGCUCCAAGAUAUUUAAAUUGCUCAACUCUGUCUAUAAGUUGUUUGUUUUUACUGUGGUUAACAUGGGAUUGUCUGCUGAUUAUCAUUAAUUUCGUUUUUGUAAUGUUAAUGUUGAGUAUGGCAUAAACAUCGACAGCAUCAGAUACGCCGAUGAUAUGGUGUUGAUUGCGGAUUUCGACUUAGAUCUACAGGAAGACGUCUCAUCGACAGGACCAACUCGGUCUGUGAGCAAUUCGACAUGAAAAUAAACACUAAGAAAACCAAAGUAAGGUCAAUGCGACAAAACCAGAAUGUAUCUCAACAUUGCACAAUAAACGGGCACAUUUUAGAAGAGGUCAAUAAAUUUAAGUACUUGGGGUAUUGGAUCAAUAGCAGCCUAAAUCCUGAUCUAGAAAUAAGAUCGAGAAUAGAAGAGGCCAGAAAAUCUUUCGAAAAAAUCAAUAGACUGCUAUAUGAUUCUCGAAUAAAACUCGAAACUCGACUAUCUUUAUCAAAAUGCUACGUCUGGUCGAGUCUUCUUUAUGCAGUUUAAACGUGGACCCUUAAAACAGCAACCGUAAAUAAACUGUAGUCGUUUGAAAUGUGGAUCUACCAGAGAAUCCUCAAAAUUUCAUGGACAUUGCAUACCUCAAAUGAUGACGGGCAGCAUAGAUUAAGCAAAGAACAAGAACUUUUCAACACAAUGAAAAAAUCAUCAUACCUAGGACACAUACAGAGAAACAUAUGCUCAAAAAAUAGUGAAAUGAAAGAUCGAGGGAAAGAGAGGACUAAGAAGAUAAAGACUGCCGUGACUAAGAAACGUCCGACAAUGGACAGGGCUAAAUUUUGAACAGCUAAUAAUAACAGCAGAAGACAGACAAGAGUUUGUAAUUAUAGUAGCCAACCUCCAUUGAGGAGAGGGCAAUUUAAAAAGAAGAAUGUUGAGACCAUACUCCUCUCUUCUCUCUCAUAUUAUUUACUAUUUCGUAUAUUUUUAUGUUGUCUGAUAUGAUAGCUGUCAUAUUUAUAUUGCAAAUUAUUCCUUUUAUUUUGUUACCUUUUUCAUUCUGAUGUGCAAAUUGAAAAUCUUCUUUACAUGUACAGGGUGUCCCCGAAAAUAGUGCGUUUCUUUAAGGUAUGGAUAUAAUGCACAAUUUAGAACAAAAAAGUCCUAUAAAUAACAUUUUUUUCUAAAGUUAAUCGUUUCCAAGAAAAAAAUUACAUUGUUCUCCAUAUAAGUGAAUUUUUAUGUUCAUAAAUUUGAAUGACAUGACAACGUAGCCUAGAAGAACUUGCUGUGACUGUGGAAAUUUAACCUAAUAACCCCUUGUUUAUUUACUUUGAGGUGUGAUUUUUGGGGUUGUUGACAUCGUAGGUACCUACCUGCAAAGAAAUGGAUACGGGUUUGGUUGAUAUUUACAUUAUUUUACUUACCAGAUGCAACUGACCUACAAACUUACUUUUUUAAUCUUUGGAUUUUUGAGUUGCGCGUUGUUGCCAGACUUUAAUUUGCAUAUCAAAAUGUAUUUUCGUUUUUUGGUCCAACGGAUCAAUUUAGAAAAAAUGUUAUAAAACUUUUUGCUCUACAUUGUGCCUUCUACCUAUACCUUUAAGGAACGCACUAUUGUCGGGGACACCCUGUAUAUGUUAAACAGCAGGGGAUGCAGCCCUAUCUCACCUUUUUACUUAUUUCUACUAAUUCUAAUAGGCUAUCGACCGCUUGUAAUCCUGAAUUCUGCCUUUUGAGUCCAAUACACCUGUUGGAUCAUCCUCAUAUCUUUCCCCUUGAGACGAAUCUCCCUUAAUGCCUUUAUUAACACAUCAUGUUUUACAUUGUCAAAAGCGUUUUAGUAAUCGAUAAAACAAAUAAAAGUACUUGUCCAAGUGUUAAAUGAACAUCAUUCUAAAUCUUGUAAUAGUAGUAUUUUAAAAUUUCAAUCAAUUUGAAACACAUGACUACUUUUUGAUUGCUAUCUUUGGUUAGCUCUGUAUAUUGAAAAAAUCAAGAUUUUCUAUGAUUAGAUUUAAUUAUUUUUAGUGAGAAAAACACCUGUAAAUAAUUUUAACAAUUACUUGAGUACUUAAAGAUGCGAGUUUUUUAUAAGGUUACAGAUAUUCCCUUGUUGAAUUUUGCUUUAAUCGAAAAGUGUAUCAGAUUUUAUUUGUUUGAUGUUUUCUUUUACAAAAAGGACAUUUUUGAUUAAACAAUGUUUAAGAAACAAUUAUAUAGGAUUGCAUAGGGAAACUCAAAAAAUGACUUGCAACAAAUUUAUUUAGACCCACUGCAAGAUCAUUCAAGAGUUCAUUUUUACUAACCGCUUUGGUAAGGUCAUUGAUGUAAUAAUAGUAGUCAACAAUGAAAAAUGAAUUACCUUACUACUGUACUUUCUGUUAGUGAUGGGUUGAUAAAUAGCAGACUUCUUUUUUAACUACUCUCUGGUUCUUAGUAUCAGCUACUGCUACCGCCUCCGAAAUUAGCUGCUAUUUUUGUAGCAGUCGAAAACUGUAUUGUAUAGGUAAAUAUCAUUCAAUCUGUAAUGUACAUCUACCAAAAUAUAACAAAAAUUUUAUUUUCUUUGUGUUCAAAAUACACUUGAUUUAUAAAAAAACUAUUAAGCAGAAAACAGAUAUUAAAUACUUACAUUAAAAUUAGCUUCACAUACAUGAAGACUUUGAGAAAGAACUAAAAUGUGUUUAGUGUCCUUUCAACAUGCGUGUAGCCACUUACUCCGUUUCUUAUCGACUGGUAAUCUAAUAAAUAUUUUUUAUGUUGUUCUGAAGCUAUUUCCUUGUGGCAUUUUUAUGAUUAAUUAUUUAUAUGGGAAAUAAGCCACAAUUAAAAUGAAAAAAAUAAUUUUAUUAACGUUUCGACGCCCAAAUCGGGUGCCGUUGUCAAAAUACAAAAUAUUACUAAAAUAAACUAAAGUGUUGUUGCUAUGCAAAAAAAAUUCUUCUAAUAAUUUAUUUAAUCUCACUCAUUUAUAUUGGCAAUUCAGACAUAUAUUAUACAUUUUAAAGUAGAAGACUUUAAAAUGAUAUUGCCAAUAUUUAUGAGUUGCGUUCCUGGGACGACUUACUGAAAGAUAGUUCAUUAAAAAAUAUUCUUUUGGGGGUUUUAACGGUUGUACGUUAAGGUGAUACAGUAGCGAUCAACAGAUAGCAAAAACGCGUUCCAAGAUUGCGGCUGUAAUUUUGAAUAUUUUUUCGAGAUAUUUGGCACACGUAUUCGUAAUAUAAUAAAGAAUGGCGGUACAGAGCCCAAUUUGAAAAAUAUAUUAAUUUGUGGAAAUUACUCUGUAAUUAAAUACAAUAUUAAAAAAACGAGCCUGUACCGCCAUUAAGAAGAACAAAAAAAAUACACUUUCUUCAAAUAAACUUUUUCAUCCGAUGCCUAGAUUUUGUGUCAUUUUGGAACUACUAAAAUUUUUUAUUUCAUUAGUAGUUCCAAAAUGACACAAAAUCUAGGCAUCGGAUAAAAAAGUUUAUAUAUUUUUCAAAUUGGGCUCUGUACCGCCAUUCUUUAUGAUAUUACGAAUACGUGUGCCAAAUAUCUGGAAAAGAUAUUCAAAAUUACAGCCGCAAUCUUGGAACGCGUUUUGACUACCUGUUGAUCGCUACUGUUUCCUCUUAACACAAUGGUACUAAACAACACUUAUAGUAUUUACUUUUAUUUUCCAUAGUAUAUACACACACACAAUAUUCAACACUAUCGCUUCAAAAGCUAAAUACGUUUAUAUGAGACAGGAGAAAUGUCAUUACAAAAUAUUACAAUAUUAUGACAUCACAAGUGUACGCUCGCUUUUUCGAUCGUUUGAAAUGUUUUAAAUUUGUACUUCAAUGGCCGGUUUCACCAACGACAAAUAGUAGUUUAUUCUAUGAACAUUUCUCCAUUUUACUAACGUCAAAUAAGACUUAUUUUAUUUAUUUAUCUAAUAAAUAUUUACUCUUCGAAUAAAUUGGCAAGUUAAUCUCGCUGUAAAUAUCUAUAAGAAAGUAAAUUCGCCAGUUUAACUUUAAAUUAUCAAAAUUAUAUUGAAACAAAAUAUAAAUAUAAACGUCUAAUAAAUUUUAUUCGACGAAAAGCUAUCCAUUGAUUUAUUUGUUGUUGGUGAAAUCGGACCUAAGUUAUUAAGAGUUUUUUAGGCGUAAAAUUUUGGAAAUCUUAUUUUUAAACGAAAUUGAACAUUAUUAUGUAAUAAAACAAAAAUGUGUAAGUUCCCUAUGACAAUCUUUUGUAGAAGAAAAAUUAAAUAUGGAGCAAAAGACAACUUUACUGAAUAUAUGUGUUCUAAUUUGUUUCUUUUAACCAUUUGUUUAAUCAAUUUUGUUUUUUUAUAAAGGGGAAUAGGCCUGGAUCCCGCGUACCAAAAAAGUUGAUUAAUAGCAAGCUGAAAAUUUGUUAUUAGCUUAAGGGUGUCUACUCGGACAAACUUUGUUGUACGAGAACACUGGCACAGGGGAAGUUUUAUUUGUAGAAGAGGUUAAAAAUUUGGAACGACAGACUACGAAAACGUUCCAUGUAUUUUGUCGGACAGAACUUCCAAUUGAUUUGUUACCAUUUCAUUAAACACUCAUGCAAAAAUCAGACUGGUAUUUAUCACCAACUGGGCAUUUUAAUAAGUGGAACACCUAGAACAUGUCAAAUGACAGGAAUUAUGUUGGUGAUAAAUAAUAGCAGUUUGAUUUUUGCAUAAGAGUUUAAAUAAAGGGUAACAAAUCAAUUGUAAGUUCUGUCCGACAAAAUACACUGGCCGUUUUCGUAGUCUGAGGCUGCAAAUUUUUAACCCGUUCCACAAUUAAAACUUCCCCUGUUCCAGUGUUCCCGUACAUCAAAGUUUGUCCGACUAGACACUGUUAAGCUAUUAACAAAUUUUCAGCUUGCUAUUAAUCAACUUUUUUUUGUUACGCGGGAUCCAGGCCUAGAAAUCAAAAAUGUUUUUGUAGAUAGUAUGUUUUCUGAUCAAUUUGGUUAAACACGACUCUUGUGACCAGCUAGAUAUUUUCCUGCACUAGUCUAUGGCCAAGUUCGACUAGAAAUAACAAAAUUUUAUUAUAAUGUAUUUUUUUUGGUUCCAUGACAUCUCGUAACGCGACAGUUUGUAACCCGACAAAUGGUAACGGACUAUUCGUAACGCCAUCAUAUCGUAACGGCGAGAGUUUGUAACUACAUAUACAAUUCGUAACGGUAUAAUUCGUAACGACAACCUUUAAUUUUUUUAGAAAGUUUAGUAUUACUGAAUUUAUACAAAGAUGCAUUUUGCAUACAUUCCUAAACUAGAAGUAAUGGUACUUUAUUUGAGACCACUUGAUAAUAUGACAACUAAAGAAUUUUUAAAAAUUUUGGUCUUGAAUUAUCACUUUAAAAUAGUAAAACUAAGUGAAAAAUAAAACAAAUAAAAACAGUUUAAUAGUAAUGUAUUUACUAUAAUAAGUAAUACAAUUUACAUUACUAUAUUAAAUUUACAAUCAAGAUUCAGUAGAAUUUAACAAACCAUGACACACUAAAUGCUACUAGGAGCACUCCCGAGUCAUAAUUUACAAUGUAUAUACAUUGUAAAUCCCAAAUCAUGGUUUCCAAAGUUUAUACAUUGUAAAUUAUUAUUCGGGAGUGCUCCUAGUAUCAUUUAAUGUUUCUUGGUUUGUUUACUUAUACUGCAUCUUGAAUGUAAAUUUAGUAUAGCUUAUAUUUAUUUUAAAACAUAAUUUUAAAAAUUUAUUUAUCCACGAAAUACGAAAUGUGUCAAAAAUUUUGAUCCUGAUGCUGGUUUGUUAAAUUUAUAAACGUAUGUCGCGUUGGAAGGGGAGCCGUGUCGAGUUGUCGUGUUGGAUCCUCAACGGGACGAAAGGGGGAGCCAACUAUUGGACCUUAGGAAAACACUGAUUCUAACUUAUAACUUUAUUUACAGGUUGAAACGUCCAUCAACGUAAGGUUACUAAGAUGUUGUUUCGAGAGGUAGUCUUUCAGACACCCAUCUCGCACGACUGCUAACUAGCAUAGUAACGAUCUUAAUCUUAACAUGAAUAAUAAUGAUACUAUAAUGCUUAUCUUAAUCCCUCUGUGGGCUUUUUAUAUCUUCUUAUAAUUUGGACUUUGAAAGUAAACGAUACGUGAAUAUCCGCGAGGUUACACAAACAAACUCCGUCAAUCAACCUUCGUUUUGUUUGUAAUUGUAGAGACAACAUCUUUUGUAACGACCUAAUUAUACUUAAAUUAUAGAUACAUAUUAUAUUAUACAGUAAGGCUUUUUUCCCUUACUGUACACGUAAUUUCAAUUGUAACUAAUAAAAGUUGGUUUCCACGUUAACAAAAAUAAACAGAAUAAUUCAGUUUAGACGUUACCAAUUGUCCGUUACGAAUUUGUAUAGUUACGAACUGUCGCCGUUACGAAUUGUGGGGUUACGAACUGUCGCGUUACGAGAUGUCCUGUCACGAUUUUUUUUGAUACCUGAAAUUAUGACACCGAAUUAUCGUGGGACUAGCUUGUUAACAAUAAUUUAUUUGCAGUAAUGAUUCGGCUUAUUUAUGGUAUUUUUCUAUUCUUACUUUAACCGUUCUAAAAUGUGAUCUUUUUAUAGUCUGGUAUAUAUUUUGUUUGGUCUUUAUUUAAGGCUUAAUUUGUUAUACCGUGUUAUUUGCGUCCAUAAUAUUAAUUAGGCCAAUAAAUUGUAAAUAUUAUUAAA